This is a messenger RNA of Danio rerio (zebrafish), 2405 nucleotides long. RefSeq names its product RAP1 GTPase activating protein 2b (gene rap1gap2b). Gene Ontology annotation, molecular function: GTPase activator activity. The record is from RefSeq and is marked validated. NCBI's taxonomy places the organism in Eukaryota, Metazoa, Chordata, Actinopteri, Cypriniformes, Danionidae. Gene Ontology annotation, biological process: regulation of small GTPase mediated signal transduction.
UGGAGUUUGAGGAGAAUAAAGAGGGAUCAUGCUGAGGAGGAAGAGGAGCGUAUCCUUCGGUGGAUUUGGAUGGAAGCAGGAGCUGCUGACCAUCUCCAAUGUCCCCCUGUCAGACUGUCCUCAUUCUCCCCCCAGAACCGCCCCUCCUGCCGUGAAGUCUACUCAGUUUUUUGACAUGCUGGAUAAGAUGGAGGAUGAUUACAUUCCAUAUCCACGGAUAGAGGAGGUGUUACAGCGGGGUGAGCCAUACCCUCAGGUCAUCCUGCCUCAGUUUGGGGGUUACUGGAUUGAAGAUCCUGAAGCCCCUGCUGCCAUUGCCAAUUGGGAGAAUGGGUUUUGUGAUGAUGACGAUGAAGAUGGAAGGAAUUCAGGGGAGUAUGGCUACAAGCUGGAGAGUAACUUCGCCAUCCGCGCAUACCGCAAGCACUUUUUGGGCAGGGAACAUCUGAACUUCUAUUGCACGGCCAGUAACCAUGGCAACCUCGUACUGUCCCUCAGACAUGAGGAGGUGAAGGAGCAAGAGUACCUGCACAUCAUUCUCAGGGCUCCAUCAAAGACAAUCUAUGACAGGAUCUCUUUGACAGGCUUGACUGAGCUCCCCAGUGUCCCUCAGUUAGCAAAGCUUCUGUGUGAAGACAUUGUUGGGCUAAGGUUUAGUCCUGUACUGUAUCCAAAGGGCUCUCAAUUAAUAGUGAAUUAUGAUGAGCAUGAGUUAAACAACACCUUCAAGUUUGGUGUCAUUUACCAAAAGUUUGGGCAGACUUCAGAGGAGGAGUUGUUUGGGAACAGCGAGGAGACGCCGGCCUUCACAGAGUUUCUCCGAGUGCUGGGAGACUGUGUCCAACUGCAAGACUUUAAAGGGUUUCGAGGGGGGUUGGAUGUGUCUCACGGUCAGACGGGUUCUCAGUCGGUCUACACUGUGUUUAAAGGACAGGAACUAAUGUUUCACAUCUCCACCAAGCUACCAUAUAUUGAGGGAGACACGCAGCAGCUCCAAAGGAAGCGUCACAUUGGGAAUGACAUUGUGGCUGCAGUUUUUCAGGAGGAGGCCACACCUUUUGUGCCUGACAUGAUCGCUUCCAAUUUCCUCCACGCUUACAUUCUCGUUCAGGUGGAGAACUCUGGAACAGAUGAAGCCACAUACAAGGUGUCUGUCACAGCACGUGAAGAUGUGCCGCAGUUUGGCCCUCCGCUUCCUAAUCCGCCUAUUUUCAAAAAGGGUCCAGAAUUCAGAGAGUUUCUGCUGAGCAAGCUGAUCAAUGCAGAGUUGGCUUGUUACAGGUCAAACCGAUUCGCCAAGCUUGAGGAGAGAACCCGAACAGAACUGCUGGAUAACCUUCAUAAUGAGCUACACAAGCGCACGCAGUCAAUGCUGGGACAUCCGCUAAACCCAGAUGAAGAGAGGAUGGAGAAUGGAGGACAUGGAGGAAUACUGGAGUCCAUUAAGCGGGCGAUGCGUGUGCGCAGUCACUCAAUGGAGACGAUGGUGGGCACCCACAAACAUGGCCGCUGUUCUCCAGCAGCAGGAGCAGGAGUUCCUACAAGCCUGAGCGGAGUCAGUCUGACGCACAGCAGCUCUGAGGCCGCAAAAAACUCAUCUCCAGUGACAUCGAGUGCUAAGUCUCCUCUGAAGAGUCCAGUGAAGAGACGUUCAGGGCUUUUCCCCCGGCUGUACACCAGUAUGGAUGGACAGCCAGAGCGACACACACGCAGUGUCCUGUGUGAUCAGAGAAGUCUAGACUGUGGUCACCUGUCACAGGAAGUGAAAUCAGAGACAUCAUCCAAUCCAAGCUCUCCAGAGAUCCUGAACAAUGAGAGGCCAUCACUCAAGCUGCAGGAGGUCAGUGGACCACCAGACAUCUCUCGUUCGUCCUCCAGCACCAGCAGCUUCAGCAGUGCGGCAGGAGAACCAGAGACUGUGGAGGAGAAAGAGCCGAGCGGUGUCCAGAUAUCGCCCAGUCUCUCGCCAGUGUUUGGCUCUCUGACCACAGAUGGACAGGCUGCAGGAGCACCAGUGAUCAUGUGCCGCAGUCCAACAGAUUUCAGAAAUAAGACCUCACCCAGAUCCAAUCUGAAGUUCCGCUUUGACAGAUUGAGCCAGUCCGCUGCUGGACAUUAGCAAAGGGAAUGUCAAAGAAGAUCUGAGUUAUUAUGGAAAAGAAGCGGAUCAGCACUGAAGAUCAGACACUGUCGGCACCAGGAAGCAGUGAAAUGAAAAAGAGGAACCUGCCAUUUAAAGCUGUGCUUCAAUCUGAACAUCACAGGAGUAAAGCAAAUACAGAAGCACACAGAUAUCAGCCCCUUUCACACUUAGUCUAUACUGGUACAUUCAGAAUAUACCCUUGAGAGUUUAUAUAUAAUAUUAAUUCAGUUCUGUCAGUUUUUCUAUAAGAGAAAAGGUGUCA